Amoebophrya sp. A25 is the source of this 1233-nucleotide messenger RNA. NCBI's taxonomy places the organism in Eukaryota, Dinophyceae, Syndiniales, Amoebophryaceae. The record is from the annotation of a GenBank genome assembly.
CCUACCGGCUAAAGACCGAGAAAGGCUCUUAGCGGACAAUGGUGCCGAGCUCUUAAAGAGAAAAGAUAUCGUGUGCAACAUGAACAUCUUGUUUUGGUAUGGCAUAGUCGUAGAGUUUUUUGGUAUGGCAUACUAUCUUGCUUUGGUAUACUCACAGCAUAUAGUCUUGAUUUUGGUAUGGUAUAGACGAGUUUUUUGGUUUGGCAUAGACGAGUUUUUUGGUACUAUGGCAUAGACGAGUUUUUUGGUACUAUGGUAUGCUAUUCUUUUUUUGCUGUAAAAAAAAUGGCACAUGAAUGCUUUGUCUUUGUUCCACCUCUCACUCCUAUCGAUCUGACCAGCAAAAUUCAAGUUGUACGUCUACAUAUCUUCCUCCUUCUUCUAACCCCCGAUCCUUCUACCCAACCACACGCUGCGAUGGCUUCUCAGUUGUGCGGGAUUAGUGCAACAGGACUUGAUUUUCGAACUGCUAAGCUUGGAACCACCACCAAUGAUUCAGCUAGAGAUCGCGCCUUCCGGGAAUACGGGAAGCAAGGUACUACUAAGUACCUCUACAUCAACCUAAUAGUAAUAAGUAGACUUCAGCUUGCUUUUUCCUGAAGGAGGAGCUGAAGUCUACCUAUUAGGUUGAUGUAGAGGCACUUCUUCUCUCUUGAAGCUGAAGUCUCCUCAGUAGAGUCUACGUCUCUACUUAUUAUAAUUAGGUUGUAGAGUCUUAGGUUGAUGUAGAGUCUACGGCUAGCUCUAGUAUAAGUCUUUGUUCUACUUUGAUGGAGAACUACUGGUACCACCUACGGGAAUUCGCUGCGUAGUUGAGGAUGUUAGGAUUGGAACGAAGAGGACUAGGAAAUCAAACACACAGAGAGUCGUUAAUAGUUUUUUUUCAUGGAACGAAGAGGACUAGGAAAUGAAACAGAGAGUUGUGAAUAUUUCUUCUUUCUCAAACUGCAUCAUCCGAAUCUGUCAGUCCUCUUUUUGGUUCAACAUCCCGAGAAUACGUAGAUACAUCCCCCUCAAUCUCAGCCCGACGCAGCUGCUCUAGAGAUUGACGGAGGUCCGAGGAUGGUUUCGGUCGUCGAUCAUUUAGCGCUUUUCAAUACGGCACUGAUGGAUCGGGUUUUGAGGACAGUGAAAUACGUCCUAGACGCUUCCGCUGUGGCCGCUGGUUGCGACCCUUUAUCGGAGCGCCUAGCACAACGGCUAGUGGAGAUUCUGAUCUACCUGGUAGACAAG